Messenger RNA from Coniophora puteana RWD-64-598 SS2, 831 nucleotides. RefSeq names its product transporter particle subunit trs31. Gene Ontology annotation, cellular component: TRAPPIII protein complex; TRAPPII protein complex; TRAPPI protein complex. The record is from RefSeq and is a predicted model, not a curated record. Gene Ontology annotation, biological process: endoplasmic reticulum to Golgi vesicle-mediated transport. NCBI's taxonomy places the organism in Eukaryota, Fungi, Basidiomycota, Agaricomycetes, Boletales, Coniophoraceae. Bases 1 to 738 code for a protein of 245 amino acids. The transcript has 4 exons.
AUGUCUAUUGGCUACGUCCCUCCCCCGCCCUCCCGCUUCUCCGUCCUCUCCACCUCCUCCAUCUCCUCAGACCACUUCUCACCCACAAAUUCAUCUCCUCGUUUCUCUCUUGCCUCAGCACCCUCGAUCAACUCAACCCUCGUUGGCUCAUCCAAGCCGUCCCAGCCUCGCCAGUCCAUCUAUGACCGGCCAAUCAACAAGACGCGCACCGCCGAGGUCUCCCUCUCCGCAUUCUCCUUCCUCUUCUCCGAGAUGAUCCAGUACACCCAGAAACGCGUCAGUGGCAUCAAUGACCUCGAACGCAGACUAAACGCGCUUGGCUACCGCGUCGGCCUCCGUGUCCUCGAACUCCUCGCCUGGCGAUCCGAGUCCGCCUCCAAGGCGCCCAAGCGCGAGACCCGGUUCCUCCCCGCCCUCAUGUUUGUCCACACCCAGGUCUGGCGCGCCGUCUUUGCAAAGCAGGCAGACGCGAUCGAGAAGAGCGUCGAGAAUCCCGACGAGUACAUGAUCGUGGAUAACGAUCCGCCCCUAGAGCGGCACAUCUCCGUCCCGCGCGAUAUGAGCACCCUCAGCUGCUCCUCGUUCGCUGCAGGCAUCGUGGAAGCUGUGCUCGAUGGCCUCAACUUUCCUGCGAGAGUGACAUCGCAUGCGACGCCGACUGCGCAGUAUCCGCAUCGGGUGACGAUCCUCAUCAAGCUCGAACAGGAGGUGCUUGCCCGGGAGGAGGUUCUCAAGUGAUUUGCUGCGUUCGUCAGGGACCUUCUUUGCCCAACCAGGCCCCUGUGGGCCUGGAGGUUGUGUUUUGGGCGUUUGCCGUGCCGUCGGGCUUUU